Messenger RNA from Sturnus vulgaris (Common starling), 2519 nucleotides. RefSeq names its product fibroblast growth factor receptor substrate 3 (gene FRS3). Gene Ontology annotation, biological process: fibroblast growth factor receptor signaling pathway. Lineage: Eukaryota; Metazoa; Chordata; Aves; Passeriformes; Sturnidae. Gene Ontology annotation, cellular component: cytoplasm. The record is from RefSeq and is a predicted model, not a curated record. Gene Ontology annotation, molecular function: fibroblast growth factor receptor binding; transmembrane receptor protein tyrosine kinase adaptor activity.
GUUCAAUCACUCUCCCACCCCUUGCUUUUUAAUUUUCUCUGCUUUUAUCAUUGUUUAAUUGUGUUCUCCUUGCCAGGUGGAAGAUGGGAGUGUUCCCCUCAUGUUUUAGGUGAAACCUGCUUGCCAUGAAGUCCCGAGGGAGAUAGAGGGACUGCAGUGGGAAUUCCUUCUCACUCCUCCACAACAAAUCCAACAACUGCCUAAUGGGAUUGCCUCUCUGCCUGGCGUCAUGGGGAGCUGCUGCAGCUGUCUGUGCACAGACAGCAUCCCAGACAACCAUCCCACCAAAUUCAAGGUGACGAACGUGGACGAUGAGGGGCACGAGCUGGGCUCGGGGGUGAUGGAGCUGACGCAGAGGGAGCUCAUCCUGCACACGCACAAGCGCGACGCCGUCAGGUGGCCCUACCUGAGCCUGAGGCGCUACGGCUUCGACUCCAACCUGUUCUCCUUCGAGAGCGGCCGGCGCUGCCACACCGGCCAGGGGAUUUUUGCCUUCAAGUGCUCCCGAGCAGAGGAAAUCUUCAACCUGCUGCAGGACCUGAUGCAGUGCAACAGCAUCAACGUGGUGGAGGAGCCCGUGGUGAUCACCAGGAACAGCCACCCCUCGGACAGGGAGCUGGCCAGGAGCCCCCAGGGCCCCAGCAGUCUGGGCUACACUGGACUUCCCAAUGGAUUUCACAGCUUCCCUGGAGAAUCCCUGUCCUACCCUGCAGCCCGGCACCCCUCAGUGAGCAGCCUGAGACAUUCCUCUGUGGGGGAAGAUUCCACCCACCCCCUCCUGGGGCCUGAGGAGCAGUCCCACACCUACGUGAACACCGGCGAGCCGGAGCCGAGGGGCCGGCACUGUAUGCACUCCUUGCCUGAAGCCCACCCUCCUUUCCCCCCUAGGAACCACAGCUGCUCCCUGGAAGACCGAAACCCCCAGGUCUUCCUGCAGCCAGGGGAGGUGAAAUUCGUGCUGGCUCCCAGCUCCGGCUACCGCCGGCUGUGCCGGCACCCGCGGGAAUGCCGGCCUCACCUCUGUCCCCCCAACAACAACAACAACGAGUGUCGGGAGGGGUGUCCGUCCCCACAGUGUGUCUAUGAGAACCUCAACGGGCUGGUGGCCCCCAGCGGCUCGUCCCUGUGCCGGGCUGGCCGCUCCAAGGUGUGCCAGGAGGACGGGAGCUGCUCGCAUCGGCGCUCGGCGCUGCUGCACUACGAGAACCUGCCGGCGCUGCCGCCGGUGUGGGAGCUGCAGCCGGCCCGGCACAGGGAUGAGGAUGCUGCCACGGCCCCCACACCAUCCCCCAAUGGUUUCUCUGAAGCCGGAGAGGAGGAGCCCCUGCAGAAUUCCAUGGGCUCGGAGAGCUCGGCCCUGCAGCCUCGCCGGCCGUUCCUGCCCCGAGCCCGGCGCAGCCGCCUGCCCAACGUCUUCAGCUUCGACUUCCCCCGGCCCUGCCCGGAGCCUCCACGGCAGCUCAACUACAUCCAGGUGGAGCUGGAGCCUGAGCCCUGCAAGGGCCACCAGGACCCGCGGGUGGUGGCACCUCCUGCCAGCCCCGGUGCCCGCCGCACCGACUCGUACGCCGUGAUCGACCUCAAGAAGACGGCGGCCAUGUCCAGCCUGCAGCGGGCCCUGCCCAGGGACGAUGGCACCUCGAGGAAAACGCGGCACAACAGCACUGACCUGCCCCUGUGAGGGCCCCAAGUGCCAGCCCCGUGUCGUGGCUUUGUCCCUGCCCUUCCCUGUGCUGUGUCCUGCCCCGUGUGGCUCCCACUCGCCGUUGCCUUCCCUGCUCGCCCAUUCCUUGGGGGCCCGGCGUGGCUCCUGCAGCUCCUGCUGUUGAGGCUCGUCUGUCUUGUCUGUCUGUCCGUCCUCUUCCUCUCUGUGUCGCUCGUUUUUUAAAGCCUUGUGGGAUGUUUGGUGACUCUGAGGGUUGAAUUCCGGGAGCAGUGGCGUGGGCAGAGCCAGAGCUGGGCAGUGCCAUGGGGGAGUGCUCCCAAAAGUUGCUGCUUCGGGAGCUCUGAGCAGAUCCAGCCCCUUCCCCGUGGAUUUGACACCUCCAGGAGGGCUCUGCAGUGAGGCCACUCCAGAGCUGGGGUUUUCCUUGUGGUUCCAGAUGUGCCUGGACACGAGGGAGCUCACGCCGUGGCCUUUCCCCCCUCAGCUCACUGUUUGUUCCUGAAGCUUUUUCUCCUUCUGUCCCUGUCUCAGAUUCAAUUUCAAUUGGGCAGCUGCAAUUCAACGAGGAGGACACAGAGCCAUGGGCACACACUGUGAUUACAGAAACCUGAUUGCCUAAAUCCUUAAAUUCCCUUCCCUGCUUUAGAAGAGGAGGGAAAGGCCACAACCAUGAGGGAGAUUGGAAGUUUGGUCUAGAGAACUUCACUUGUGCCAUACCCUGCUUUUUUUAUUUUUAUUUUUUAUUUUUAAUGAGGGUUCUUUCUGGCAGCUGCUGAGAAGUGCCGUGGGUUUAUUUAUUUGUUUACUUAUUUAUUUAUGAGCUGCUCCUUUGCAUCCCAGUUCGUUGCCAAAC